AUGGAAAAAAGUGCUGCAGAUGAAGAGCUUCGAAAGCAUGUCGGAGGCCUACUGCGUCGCCAUGCAGGGUCCGAUGAGUUUUGGUCAGCGGCAGAGGUACUGGCAGGAUUUUUGGACAAGGUGAACAAGUCAGCCGAGGAAUUCAAGGAGAUGAUCACAAAUGCACCGCCUCCAGAGCUUGUUCAAAGUGACGAAUACCAAUGCUAUGCAGAAUUCUGCUGCCGCAAAUGCGGGCGUGCUUGGCAAACCAUCCUUGCAUGGGGAGUAUAUGAUCUGCAGAACAAAUACAAGUGCGAUUGCUUAACAGCAGGCACACGGCGACGGAGGUUUCAUGAAGUCCGGGUUGAUGAGGAACGUCUUGCAACAGUUGGAUGCAUUCACACUUUGUUGAACUGGUAUGACCUCACACAAGACCGAGUCACCCGAAUGAAGUGGAUUCCUGUGGAUGGCGCAGGUCCUCCCCAGCAAGGCUGUCAAAACUGCCACGCGUGGAACAAGGCCACGGUUUGCGAGAUAUUCUGGGAUCAGCCUGGCCAUGGCCGACACAAGCCUGAGCGGUGUCCCAAAUGCAGAUGGCGGGGAGAGUGGUGUGCUGGUUCAUUCCACAGAGCCGACGUUUUGCUCCGAUAUCGCGUCUUUUCAGAACUCAUCACUCCUGGUAUGGAGUGGAGUAAAAGUGAAUCUGGCUUAGAGACAGAAUUUCGCUACAAAGGAUACCGUGUCCUGCUUCAGAUUCGUCCAUACCUUUUCAUUAUCCCCCAGCACAGGGAAGCUCGGACUUCCACUGGGCAAAAAGAGCAUCUUUUGCGGGGUGACCGCAUUCCAGCCGGAGCCGAUCCUGUAAAACUGCUGCUGCGCCUUGCUUUGGAACGCAUGCAUUUGGGGCGCACCGAUGAUGAGUCCCUCUUUGAUGAUGCUGAGGCCACCAUGGGCUGCAAGCUCUACGGCCCAUGGAGGGCGUACUCUUUAUAUGGGCGGCGCAACGACUAUGGUGAACGUCAUGGUGUUGUCUACUACAAGCCAAGAGGAUGGGUGAAGCGGCGAAUCAAGGUGGAAGCUGCAGAGUGGGAGAAGAUCAAAGAUUGGCCAAUCCUGUGGCACGGAACAUCCUUGGAACAUGCAGCGGAAAUCGUCUUCACAAGCCUUCGCAAGCCGGGCGAAGGGGGAUGCAGAAUUGUUCAUGGGCAAGCAGGGUCAACUACAAAGACCACCAUCUACUUGUCUCCAGCUCUAGGGGUUUCAAGCCAUCCUGUUUACUCGGGAUUUUUUGAGCUGAAGAAGGGUCAGCUGUGGGUUCAGGUGGUGUUUCAGUGCAAAGCGCGCCCAGGUUCAUGGCAGGUCCGGAAUAGCACACUUGGCGGUGUUCGGCAUUGGCCUCGUCAGUUGCAGAUUGAUCAGAACUUCAAGACGCAUGAGAACUUGGAAUUCCUGGUGGAAGAUCCUGCAGAUGUGGUGGUGACAGGCCUCAUGUUUCGUCAAUUUGGGCCAGCAGCAGAUGCUUCAAUCUGCGGAGACUUGGUGAAACAGGUGAAUGAUCGUAAUGGAGGAGGAGCUAAAGCAGCUGGCUAUAGCUGGACGGCGUUGCUAGAAGCUGAUUUUAGGCAACGAAACUUGUACAGUGGGGGAGCCUAG
Molecule: messenger RNA, 1632 nt
Organism: Durusdinium trenchii
Lineage: Eukaryota; Dinophyceae; Suessiales; Symbiodiniaceae
Source: the annotation of a GenBank genome assembly